GCAUUUGACAGUGACAAUUCAAAAACAAAUUAAGACGAAAACAAUAUUUUCUUUGCACCUAUAUAUUUGUUUUGUACAAAAUUUUUAUAAAAAGCUAGAAAGGAACUUACAAAAUGGUUGGCAUUAAUAUGGAUGGCCCAUCACGAGAACGAGUAAUGAAACUUAUUGAAGAGAAAGAUAGGAUUGAAAGAGAAAUUCAGGAACAAUCAGAUAUCCUUGCAACGAAUAAUGUUGGUAUGCACGAUUCUCUGGUGGAUAGUGAUGGAUAUCCGCGUAACGACAUUGAUGUGUACAAAGUUAGGCACGCCAGACAUCAAAUUAUAUGCUUACAAAAUGAUCACAAGGCAAUCAUGAAGAGGAUAGAAGAGGGUCUUUAUGAAGUGCACUCUGAGUUCCGCGGCUCAAGUAACACUGGUACAUCGCAGCAAGCUACAUCUGCUACAUAUACUAAUGGACAUGCUAUAAACAAUAUUAACAGAACUGUGACUGAAGAUCGGUGUUUCGCUAUUGUUGGAUUUGUCCAUGAUGGCUCUCCUGCAGAUCUUGCGGGUUUAUUACAAAAUGACAAAAUCCUUCAGUUUGGAUCUAUCAAUCAUAGUAACUUCUCCGAUGUAACACAAGUGCACCAGAUUGUAUCACAUUCUGUGGGUCAGAGGAUAGAGGUCAGGGUCAAGAGGGAUCAGAAUGUCAUAUCCCUAUCAGUGGUUCCAAGACCUUGGACGCACCCAGGUCUUCUCGGCUGCCAGAUUAGACGGUAUACAGAGUCAUAAGGAAUACAAUGGAGACUUUCAUUCAUGUACAAUGCAGUUUGUUUCUUGUUAUAUUUAAGUUGAAAAGUUAAUUAAAAGUAAAUGUAAUAACAAAG
Papilio xuthus (Asian swallowtail) is the source of this 865-nucleotide messenger RNA. Its product is annotated as 26S proteasome non-ATPase regulatory subunit 9. Gene Ontology annotation, cellular component: cytoplasm; nucleus. Gene Ontology annotation, molecular function: protein binding. The transcript has 3 exons. Lineage: Eukaryota; Metazoa; Arthropoda; Insecta; Lepidoptera; Papilionidae. The record is from RefSeq and is a predicted model, not a curated record. Gene Ontology annotation, biological process: proteasome regulatory particle assembly. The coding region runs from base 114 to 770 and encodes 218 amino acids.